UGCGGGCCACCUUGGUGCAUCAGGAGGAUGCUGUAGCAACCUGAGCUGCCAGCGUGCAUUUUCAGUGGUUCGGACUCCUGGCUCAUAAUAAGUGCUCCGAUUCCCAGCUCUACUCUGCAGUUCAUGACCACCGGUUUUCAGCUUUCCUCUGUCUUUGGAACAGGAACGCUGCCCACGACUCGGGAGGAUGAAGGUCAUCACUUGCGAGAUCGCCUGGCACAACAAGGAGCCGGUGUACAGCCUGGACUUCCAGCACGGCGCGGCCGGGAGGGUCCACAGGCUGGCGUCCGCGGGCGUGGACACCGCCGUGAGGGUCUGGAAGGUGGAAAAAGGACCGGAUGGAAAGGCCAUUGUUGAAUUUUUGUCCAAUCUGGCCCGCCACACCAAAGCCGUCAAUGUCGUGCGCUUCUCUCCCAAUGGGGAGAUUUUAGCAUCCGGAGGAGACGAUGCGGUCAUUCUGCUGUGGAAGGUGAACGACAGCAAGGAGCCUGAGCAGGUGGCCUUUCAGGACGAGGACGAGGCGGAGCUGAACAAGGAGAACUGGACGGUGGUGAAGACGCUGAGGGGCCACCUAGAAGAUGUGUACGAUAUCUGCUGGGCCACCGAUGGCAAUUUGAUGGCUUCUGCCUCUGUGGACAACACGGCCAUCAUCUGGGACGUCAGUAAAGGACAGAAGAUCUCGAUUUUUAAUGAACAUAAAAGUUAUGUACAAGGAGUUACCUGGGAUCCUUUGGGCCAAUAUAUUGCGACCCUGAGCUGUGAUCGGACCCUGAGGGUGUACAGCACACAGAAGAAGCGCGUGGCUUUCAAUGUCUCGAAGAUGCUGGCGGGUGCGGGCACCGAGGGAGAGGCCAGAAGUUACCGGAUGUUUCACGACGACAGCAUGAAGUCGUUCUUCCGGAGACUGAGCUUCACUCCCGACGGCUCCCUGCUGCUCACCCCAGCCGGAUGCGUGGAGUCUGGCGAAAAUGUAACCAACACCACGUACCUCUUCUCCAGGAAGAAUCUGAAAAGGCCUGUGGCGCAUCUCCCGUGUCCCGGAAAAGCCACGCUUGCUGUCCGCUGCUGCCCCGUCUACUUUGAGUUGAGGCCGGAGGCGGAAACAGACGGGCCGGCCCAGGGGCCGCUGGUGCGCCUGCCCUACCGCGUGGUGUUCGCUGUGGCUUCCGAGGACUCCGUGCUCUUCUACGACACCCAGCAGCUCUUCCCUUUCGGCUACGUGUCCAACAUCCACUACCACACCCUGAGCGACAUCUCCUGGUCCAGCGACGGGGCGCCCCCGCCACGGAGGGUCACCCUGCACACUCUGCAGGCCUGGAGCAAGACACCCCGGAGAGUGACCGUGAUGCCCUUGAAGACGGACGCCCCGAAUUCUGCGCCAGGCGGUGUGGUUUCCGCCCCGCCCACGGAGGUCCAGCCAGCCUUGUCGGUGAACGUUUCAGAGCCGCCUGGAGACAUGCAGGUCAGCCCCCCAGAGCGGAAGCGGCCGAGGCCUGCGGAGGACAGAGGCGGCGCCCAGGGGCGGGAGCCGGGGGGAGACCUGGCUUGUGCUUGAAGGCUGCACGGCUGGGGACUCCCAGCGCUCAGGGAAGUGCCGACGACCCCAGUCCGGGCCGUCAGAGGAGCCUGGCGGGCCCCCAACCUGAUUCCUGGACCAAGUUGCACGUGGCCAGGGUCCCCCAGCGAAGGGUCUGCUCCUGCCUUCGCGUGAGUUUCCCUGGGACGCGGACAUGUCACCGGGCCAGCCCUCCCCUGACGCGUUUCUGGAGCUGGACCCGUCCAACAUUGUCCGGUGUGAACACCGGUCGCUCCUCCCUGAAACCCUGCGGAAGUGAGACCCUCACGGGGGCAGUGAAUGCCGGGUGUUCGAAUGGUUAUUAGAUUUCCCUUGUGCAUAGUGGGUUAACUUUGGUUUGUUCUAUUUGCGUUCUGAUUUUAAAGGUAAUAAUGCUCGUUCUAAACAGUUAUUAAACCGGCGUGAAGGGGAAAAGCAGUUGGGGGUAGGGAGCUUCGUCAUCCCAUCCCCUGCUUUGGCAUAAAGACUGUUUUAUUCUUUUUAAGGAGAGAGGUGAGAUUUUACUUGAGAUACAAUUUGGUAUCCAAAUAGGUUAACUUUUUAGGUUGAUUUUUCAAAGAAGAAAAAGUAACUUAGUCAUUUA
This is a messenger RNA of Myotis brandtii (Brandt's bat), 2159 nucleotides long. RefSeq names its product chromatin assembly factor 1, subunit B (p60) (gene CHAF1B). The transcript is spliced from 13 exons. Gene Ontology annotation, cellular component: CAF-1 complex; nucleus. Gene Ontology annotation, biological process: nucleosome assembly; DNA replication-dependent chromatin assembly. The coding region runs from base 188 to 1555 and encodes 455 amino acids. The record is from RefSeq and is a predicted model, not a curated record. NCBI's taxonomy places the organism in Eukaryota, Metazoa, Chordata, Mammalia, Chiroptera, Vespertilionidae. Gene Ontology annotation, molecular function: protein binding.